Molecule: messenger RNA, 748 nt
Organism: Manduca sexta (tobacco hornworm)
Lineage: Eukaryota; Metazoa; Arthropoda; Insecta; Lepidoptera; Sphingidae
Gene: RpS27A
Product: ubiquitin-40S ribosomal protein S27a-like
Exons: 4
Coding region: 201-668 (155 amino acids)
Biological process (GO): protein ubiquitination; modification-dependent protein catabolic process; translation
Cellular component (GO): nucleus; cytoplasm; ribosome
Molecular function (GO): structural constituent of ribosome; protein tag activity; ubiquitin protein ligase binding
Source: RefSeq, a predicted model, not a curated record
CUAAUAGCACAUUUUUUUAACUUUCUCACUGUUCGAUGAUCAAUAUAUUUUUCUGCUGUAAACUGAUCAACAGUUUAUAAUAUAACUAUUUAUAAAUUUUGUUUAGGCGACUAUUUUUGUGAGUGUUGGUAUCCCUGUAAUUGCUAUAGUUUGACGUUUCCUUUUCCAUGUGGCAUGGUGUCGGCGUAAGGUAAAUCAAGAUGCAGAUCUUCGUUAAGACCCUAACGGGCAAGACCAUCACUCUUGAGGUCGAGCCCUCGGACACUAUCGAGAAUGUGAAAGCCAAGAUUCAAGAUAAGGAGGGAAUCCCUCCUGAUCAGCAGAGGUUGAUCUUCGCCGGCAAACAGCUGGAGGAUGGCCGCACGCUAUCCGACUACAACAUCCAGAAGGAGUCCACCCUCCACCUCGUGUUGAGGCUGCGAGGUGGUGCCAAGAAGCGCAAGAAGAAGAACUACUCCACCCCCAAGAAGAUCAAGCACAAGAAGAAGAAGGUCAAGCUAGCUGUGCUCAGGUUCUACAAGGUGGACGAGAACGGCAAGAUCCACCGUCUCCGUCGCGAGUGCACGGGCGAGCAGUGCGGCGCCGGCGUGUUCAUGGCCGUCAUGGAAGACCGUCACUACUGCGGCAAGUGCCACAGCACCAUGGUCUUCAAAGACGACGACAAAUAGACUAAGAUGUAGCCGUAAGCCUCGCUCGGACUGCUGUGUAUGAUGGAUUUUUCAAUAAAUCUUGACACAGUGUCGGAGUA